UAUCAUCGUGAAUCUGCAGAAAUGAUUAAAAAUCCGAAUAUUCCAAGACAAAUUGAUAUUAAUUAUGAAUGGAUAGAACAUAAACAUCCUAUAUUGCUUAAAACGUCCGUUGUUAAUUUCGUGCUUUAUUGCUUGAAAGUGUUGGGAAGCUGAACGUAAAGCUGCACAUAAUAGUAAUGAACGAACAUUACAAAAGAUUGGAAAGAUUUUUAAAAAUUCACAUGAUUUUACAACAAAUUUUAAUUUCAAAUAAUUAUGAUUUUCAAUAAAUUUUAA
Molecule: messenger RNA, 276 nt
Organism: Meloidogyne enterolobii
Lineage: Eukaryota; Metazoa; Nematoda; Chromadorea; Rhabditida; Meloidogynidae
Source: the annotation of a GenBank genome assembly